Stegostoma tigrinum is the source of this 5215-nucleotide messenger RNA. RefSeq names its product ring finger protein 17 (gene rnf17). NCBI's taxonomy places the organism in Eukaryota, Metazoa, Chordata, Chondrichthyes, Orectolobiformes, Stegostomatidae. The transcript has 39 exons. Bases 1 to 4908 code for a protein of 1635 amino acids. The record is from RefSeq and is a predicted model, not a curated record.
AUGGGCCCUUUUUCUGCUCUAUGCGAGCUGUGGUCUUUAAUAGAUCCAAAUAGCAGUGUCAUGGUUUCAACACCCGUGGAUGCAGAUACUGGAGUGGAGGCUCUUCCACUUGAUAAAUACAUCACUGGUGCAUUAUACACUAAAAAGAUGUUUCAUAAUACAAAGAACAAUGCCCAGAUGAUUACUGAAGAUUCUGAAGUUUCCAAUGACUCAAAGCAAGAAAAUAAAGACAAUAAGCUUCCUGCCACAGAAAGAAAAUUCUAUCAGGAAUGCAAACAUCUGGAGUCAGAAUUAGACACUUCAAAUUUUGACAAGAUUUACUGGAGCCAAAAAGGAAUACCUACAAGUUUCUCCAAACUAAUGAAGCUGAAUGGUGAUUGUGAAAGAAGCAUCAUGUGCCCAGAAUUGUCAGCUGCGAGAAAGGAACGUCAGAAUUAUUUAGAAUUGAAAAUGGAAGAUGAUGACUCUUAUGAAGUGUUGUACGAACGGGCCAAAUUUACUAACUUGCUUCAGCGUCUGGAAGGUAUCAGCUUUUCAAUUGAUAAGGAUCGUAAUGGAAUUAGAAAGCAAAUACAUAAAGAAUUUGAGAAAAUUAACCAGUCUCUCCAGAACAGGAAAGAAGACUUGUUGAAUGAGUUAGAAUUCCUGGUACAACAGCACCUGAAAGGGAUUGCUAAACUCCAAAAUGUGCUCAAAGAGAAGAUUAAUGGUUUAGACUGUGCCAUAAAAAAAUUAGAGCAGUCCAAAUCGGAACAUCUCAUGACGUGUUGUCAUUCACACCAGAUUAUUGAAAAAUUGAAAUGCUUAGAUCAAGUAAAUAACAUUGUAGAGACCCUAGAAUUGAGAACUGAUCUGAGGCUUCAAAUCCAAUCUGGAGUAGUAAUGAUGGGGCUUGCAAAUUUAGGAAGAAUUGAAUUGGGAUCAGAAAAGUUUAUUGCUUCAAGGAUAGAAAAAUUACAAAACGAAUUUAGGAAAAUUACAGAACAAAAUGGCUCACUUGGAGGACAACAACAUUUUGCAAGUUGCAAAAUUGAAUCUUAUGAGAAAAAACAGAAAGUGGAUUCUUUCAUGUACCAUGAUAUGAAUGUUUCUCGGCUGGGUACUAGCCCAAAAAUACGGGAAAGUUCUUCAUUGUGCUGUCAGAACAGAUUAUCCAUUUUAAGUAAAGAUGCAGAUGUUAUUGUUGAAGAAAUAUUUGAAGAUGCCAACACAAUUGUAUCUGGUACUAUUGAUCAAAAUGAUCCAAAACAACUUCGGCAAGUUUCAAAGAGACAGAAAAAGACUUUUCAUAAGAAAAAUGUUUCAGACACCAACUUUGGCUGUUGUGCAGGUUUUCAGGGAUUGGUUUCGGUGAGUCAUGUGAUUAAUCCAUGCCAUUUCUACAUCCAAAAGUCUUCAGAGAAAAAGAAAGCUAUUGUCUUGGCAGCAGAAGCUGACAAUCUCUCUCGUAGUAUGGAAUUGCAAAAAUCUCCAGCAGCUACACUGGAAUUUGGUGAGAGAAUUAUUGUUAACAGCAACAUUUUUUGUGCAUGGCGCCGAGGAAUUAUCACUGAACUGAUGCUACAAGGAAAAAUUGAUAAGGCUAACAAUACGACAAAGUAUCGAAUAUCUGAUCUUUCUGCACUCAGAGUGUUCCUGUUUGACUCUGGACAUUCAGAAAUACUUGUACUACCAGGAACUGAUACUACUUUGAAGAAGUUGGACGAUGGUGUGGAUACAUACACAUUUGUCAGUGAUUUGAGCCAGUGUGUACGAAAACUGAUCCCUCACAUGAAAGGAGCACUAAAUCACAUUCCUCCAUUAGCGAUUAAAUGCUCAUUGAAGGAUAUUGUUCCAGCAAAUCCAAGCAACAGUUGGAGUGUGGAAGCCAGGAAUGAAUUUACACGAAUUGUGGAUAACAAAGCUGUACAGAUGAUAGUUCUGGGAGAGGAUGGUGACAAACUACUUGUGGAUUUGAAAAAGCCUCCGAUGGACAAGAUGGAAAGUGAUGUUCCUGUCUCAUUACGUGAUGCACUUGUAUUCUUGGAAUUGGCCAGAUUUGUUAGUGAAUAUUCUGUUCCCACGCCAAAUCUGGAAACCAACUUAUUGACUAUGCAGUAUUAUCCACCUGUAAGGCCACCUUUUUCAAAGGAGAUUGAAAUUAUGGUUACGCAUACCAACAAUCCUUUGGAUUUCUACAUUCAGUUGAUAGAUAGUGUGGAUCUUCUCAUCCUCACAAGAAACAUGUUUGAAUUUUAUACUGGAAAAGAUGUCAACUUGGAGAUCCUAUGCCCAUUUGUGGGACAGGCUUGUGCAGCACUCUUUGAUGAUGGAGGAUGGUACAGAUGUCAAAUUAGUGGCUUACCUGGACAUAGGGAAGUUGAUGUCAAAUACGUUGAUUAUGGCAACACAGCACGAAUACCAGUAACAAAUACAAGGAAAUUAAAAGAGGACUUUCUGACCUUACCUAUUCAGGCUUUACAAUGCAGACUGUCUGAUGUAGAACCUAUCAAUAACACAGAAGGAUGGAAUGACUAUGCAAAGGAGAGAUUUCAGCACCUUACAUUGAACAAGUGCAUGUGGUGUCGCAUAAAUCAUGAGCCUUGGGGAAACUCAUUGUCAGUUCAAUUAUAUGAAUCAACACCUGAUUUGAAUGGGAUGAAAGCUUGUAUAAACAACAUUUUAGUUGAAGAAAACUUGGCAUGCUUCACAAAGAAUAAUCUCACAGAUGAUAAUCUAGAACACCGUAACAAAGCUCUGACGACUUCCACCGAGCAAAUAAAUGAAGCUGGAAUAAUAGGUAUUCGUAACAAUGUUGCAAGUUGCCAACAGCUUGAAGAAUUGGAUUUUCCUGGGACAGUAUCAAGUAGAAAUGCUUUUGAUAAUGGUCAACAAGUGGAAGUGAAAGUGACAUUUGUGGCUUCUCCCAGCAGUAUAUUUGUACAGACGUUAAUAUCGCAAUAUCGGCUGAAAGAUUUGCAGGAAGAAAUGAAAGUUGUAUAUUCAUCAUCGGACCAUGAUGAUGUUGAAUGGGAGGAAAGUAUGGACUGUGCAUUACUGGCUUUUGAGCACAGAGAAUGGAGAAGAGGGAAGGUCACCAAAGUGAUUUCAGAUAAGUUUGUGGAGGUGUUCUAUUAUGACUUUGGAAAUAAAGAAACAGUGAACACCAGCAUGAUACAACAACUAAAAGAGGAGUUCCGAUUUGAACCUCUGGCACUUGAGUGCUCUUUAUCGUCCAUUAGACCAGCUGGAGGGAGCUUAAAUUGGACAGCAACAUCAUGCGACUUUUUAGGAGACAUUCUGGUUGGGCGUUCAGUACUUAUCAACAUUGAGGAAACAUCUUCCAAAUCACCUCUACCAGUGAAACUCUAUGCUAAAGAUGAAAUUGAACAGUUUAUCAACAUAGCACAAUACUUGGUCAAGAAAGGUUUGGCCUUGCCUCAGAAAAUUUCAACUACACCAGAUUGUAGACCACUACAGACUGAUGUGAAGCAAAGUGACAAGGAACGGUCAUUGGACCAAGCAACUGAAAUUGGAUAUGAAAUACUCAACAAUCAUGACAAUCAUCUGUCAUCCAAAAAAACAUACAAACCAGCUGUCCUACCAAAUGUGAAUAUCUUCAAAGUUGAAAUAACUGGUGUUGAUGAUGAUGGUAUCAUCUAUGGAAUGGCAGUAUCAAUGAAAGAGCGACUUGCCAUGUUGACCAGUGCUUUUCAGACCAAUUUUAAAGGACUACCAUUACUGAAACCGUACUGCUAUAGUAAAAGUGAAGGCUGCAUUGUUAAAGGUUCUGAUACACUGUGGUACAGAGCAAAAAUUUUGGAAGUGAUUGGGGGAUCCGUUAAGGUGCAGUACGUUGAUCGUGGAUAUACUGAAACAAUUCCUCAAUGCCAUGUUUAUCCAGUGCUAAUGUAUCCUGAUAUUCCAGAGCUUUGCCUUCCAUUUCAGCUUUUUGGAGUGGAACCUGUAGGAAACAAAUGGCAAGAUGAUGCUAUUGACACUCUGAGAGAAUUACUUUUCCAAAGAAAUUUGCAAGUGGAGAUUAUGGUCCGACCGGAAAGUGGCAUACAGACUUCGUUAGUUGAUCUUCAAUUUGAUGGAAUUUCUGUUUCUUCUUUUAUGAUACAUCAUAACCAUGCUGUUAAAAAUGAAAAGGCUUCAGUAAUGUUUGAGAAACUUUGUCUGAAUUUAAAUGAUGGAAACGAAACUGAAGAAAGUUGGUAUUUGAUGCAUGAGGAUUUGCUGUCCUCACGCUUUGAAACCUUUAUGGUGCCAGAGUAUGAAUAUCCAUUAUUGCCUUUACCAGGAAAAGUUUUCCCUGUAACGGUAAAGCACCUAGAAACUCCCAACCAGGUGUACAUUUCCAUUGGUUCGAGGAGAGAUGUUGAAUCAAAUACUGACACAGACGACAGUAGCAUAAGCUACGAACUUGAUGAUCUUGAGCAAGCUCUCAGAGAGCUUAAUCAGAAUGCACAGGCACUUCCUUUACUCUCAGAUUUCAGAUCAGAAAUGCCUUGCCUUGCUGAAUACAGUGAUGGACGGUGGUACAGAGCAAAAGUAUUGUCACUAGAUAAAGUUCAACCAUUAAAGAUCCUUGUGCAGCAUGUUGAUUUUGGCUCUACUGCAUCUUUACCAGAUUCCAGACUUCGGCAGAUUCCUGCACACUUAGUACAGUAUCCAGUUCAAGCUAUCAAGGUCAAGCUGGCAGGAUUUAAGCCCCCAGCUUUAAUGAAUGAUGUUGAUCGACUUGUUUACAGUCCAGAAUGGUCCAUGGAAGCUCUGUGGACAAUGAUUGACAUUGUACAAGGGAAUCAACUUACAGCAUUCUUGGUGAGCUUAUGUCCAGAAGUUUCUGUAUUCUUGUAUGAAGAAGGAUCACUGAUUCACCUACCACUUGUAGAAAAGGGGCUUGCAGAUUUGGAUAUGUAAGAGGUAUCAGCAAAAUGUUGGAGAGCCUUCAAACUACACAGGAUUCUGCAGGAUAUUGCCAUUGCAUUUUUUGUUUUUGUGAAUUCAUUGACUGCAAACAUUUUUGCUGUACUGGAGUUUGAAGCUGAAUAAGGCUAGUAUGCCCAAGUUUUCUUGAUUGAAUAAUGUUUAUAGUUUUAUUUUACUUGAAGCAUUGAUGUGAUGCUAAUGUAACAUGAAUCAGUUUAAUGGCUAAGUUCAUAGUGGUUCAACUGCAAAAGAAUUUGACAUGUACUUUUGAGUUUUGUUUUUUCCUCGUUCCCUCAAU